CACUCCAGAGACACAUGUUCCGCUGUUGCAUCUUUGAACUUCACUCAGAGUCUUGACUCUUAAAGAAGAUUAUUGCAUAUUGAAUCAGACCAAUCAGUUUUCUUUCAUCAAGAUCAUCUAUAGUCAUCCUUAACACUGAGGCCUGCAUAUCAUUCUAUAUAUUCAAAAGCAGAAACUUUUUUUGGAGAGGUUACGUGACAAACACAAACACUCAACAUGGCAACCACUCUGCAUUUGAUUGGUGGUGGAGGAGGCAAUUCAUUUGAAUUCCACGGCAUGGACAACGGUGCCACCCUCAAGAAGAUCGGAGUGGCGGUGGAAGGCUGGCAGAUCAAAGCUGUGCGGGCGGAGCUUACCGACGGGCGCGUAGCGACCUUUGGAAAUUCACACACUUUCAAUGAGUUUCAGUUUGACCUCGGCGAGCGCAUCACCAAACUGUCUCUGUGGGGUAACGGCGCCGGCACACGUCUGGGUGCCAUCAAGUUCACAACGAGUAAGAAUCGUCAGUUCUUUGAAAAAAUGACCAGCUGGCCACUGAAGACUGAGUACACCAUAGAUGUGGGGUCCGGAAUCUGCCUGGGGCUGCAGGGCAGGUCUGGCUCGGACAUCGACAGCAUGGGCUUCCUCUUCAUCAACACCAUCAAGUCAUCCGUGCUGACCAACAUGGAGUAUCCCACCCUGUCCCUCUUCAAACCCCAGGUGACCCCAGAAUAUGUGAAAUCCCUGUCUCACCACAACGACACGUCCUUGGUUCAAGAAGAGUCCAUUACAUACAGCAAGACCCUGACCAAGACUUCCUCCUGGUCCGUCAGCAACAAGAUAGAGUCCACCUUGAAUGUGUCGGUCAAAGCGGGGAUCCCGGAUCUGGUAGAGGUGACAUCAGGUUUCAGCUUGACCGUGGGAGUGCAGCAAUCCACCAGCCUGCAGAAGACAGAGACCAUAACAGAAUCGGAUACCAUCAACGUAAAGAUCCCGCCAGGGAAGACCCUGGAUGUUGAGAUCACAGUGGGGAAAGCAACUAUCGACCUUGACUACAGGGCCACAGUGAAAGUCACCUGCAUGAAUGGCAGUCAGCUGGUCUUCCCAUCCAACGGCAUCUACACUGGUGUAACUUACACUUCAGCGAGGGUAUCCACAAAGGAGAGAUGAGACAAGUGUAUGACAUCAUGAAUAAUAAGCACAGUGAUAGAAUGUGACACCAUUACUGAUUAUUUGUGUGCCUUCUCUGUUAUUAUGAUCUUCUUUGAGUGAAUCUAAUUGAACCAUGUUGACUCAGCUCUUUAUUUCUGUCUCAGCAGAGGGUAUAACAACAGGUGGGUUAUUCCUACAAUCUGGUGCCUUUUGUGUCCAAUGACAUGUUAACACAUAUUUUGUGUGAAUUAUUGAACAACAUUCACUACAAAAUGUUUUCUUAUUUGCUUAGACCCCCAUUUACCAUAAAAAACAAUGUUACAUAACUGUAAUACAUUUCAUUUGUAAUAAACCAUUUGUCUUGUGUGUCAGUAA
Messenger RNA from Salmo salar (Atlantic salmon), 1506 nucleotides. RefSeq names its product aerolysin-like protein. Lineage: Eukaryota; Metazoa; Chordata; Actinopteri; Salmoniformes; Salmonidae. The record is from RefSeq and is a predicted model, not a curated record.